CCCUCACUACUUGCCAUUGCUGACAUAGCUACAGGCUGUAUUUGUUUUUGCUGCAUCCAAUAUGGAGGCUCUUGGUAAAGGGAAAUAAAGGGAUCUGAUGUGAUGGGAGUAGUGGGAAGAAAUAGUCAAGGUGUUAAAGGAGAGGUAAGGCAUAUACGAAUAAUCGUAUCAGUGAUUAACUGUAUCACUGAAGCAGCUAGAAUUAGAUGGGAGGAAGGAAAGCAGAGGAAGAGCGUGAAGUGGGAUUUAUACCUCUGGACCCAGAGGGAUUUUGUCUGGAGGUGUGUUAACUGUCAGCUACUGUGUUUGGCUGCUGGGAGGAAAAUGGAGGACGCUCUCUCAAGCUAGUGAAAGUGAUGGAGCCCAUGACGGUGACGACGUCAGUGGUCGGACCGGAUGAGUUCGACCGCAACGCCCCGCGGAUCUGUGGCGUGUGCGGUGACAAGGCCACCGGCUUCCACUUCAAUGCCAUGACCUGUGAGGGCUGCAAGGGUUUCUUCAGGCGCAGUAUGAAGCGUAAAGCUUCCUUCACCUGUCCUUUCAACGGAAGCUGCACCAUCACCAAGGACAACCGGCGUCACUGCCAGGCCUGUCGCCUCAAACGCUGCAUUGACAUCGGCAUGAUGAAAGAAUUCAUCCUGACAGACGAGGAGGUUCAGAGGAAGAAAGAAAUGAUACUGAAGAGGAAGGAGGAAGAGGCAGCCCGGGAGGCCAUGAGGCCACGGUUGAAUGAGGAGCAGGCCCGGAUAAUUUCCUGCCUGGUGGAAGCUCACCACAAGACCUACGAUGCCUCGUAUUCUGACUUCUCCCGCUUUAGGCCUCCUGUGCGUGAAGGCCCAGUAACACGCAGUGCCAGCAGAGCCGCCUCUCUUCACUCUCUGUCUGAUGCUUCCUCUGACUCAUUCAACCACUCUCCUGAGUCAGUGGACACCAAGAUGAACCUCAGCAACUUGUUAAUGAUGUACCAGGAUGGCGCUAGCAGUCCAGACUCUAGUGAAGAGGACACUAAGCUCUCCAUGCUGCCCCACCUGGCUGACCUCGUCUCAUACAGCAUCCAGAAGGUCAUUGGGUUUGCCAAGAUGAUUCCAGGCUUCAGAGAGCUGACAGCAGAGGACCAGAUCGCUCUGUUGAAGUCAAGUGCCAUUGAGAUCAUCAUGCUGCGUUCCAACCAGUCCUUCAGUCUGGAGGACAUGUCCUGGAGCUGCGGAGGACCUGACUUCAAAUACUGCAUCAGUGACGUCACAAAGGCGGGUCACACUCUGGAGCUGUUGGAGCCACUGGUGAAGUUCCAGGUUGGUCUAAAGAAACUCAACCUGCAUGAGGAAGAACAUGUGCUGCUCAUGGCUAUCUGCCUGCUCUCCCCAGAUCGUCCAGGUGUCCAAGACCACGCCCGCAUUGAGCAGCUCCAGGACCGUCUGUCGGAGGCACUGCAGGCCUACAUCCGGGUCAACCACCCGGGCGGACGCCUCCUCUACGCCAAGAUGAUCCAGAAACUGGCCGAUCUGCGCAGCCUGAAUGAGGAGCACUCCAAACAGUACCGUUCACUCUCCUUCCAGCCUGAGCACAGCAUGCAGCUUACCCCGCUGGUGCUGGAAGUGUUUGGCAGCGAGGUGUCAUAGCAGAGGAGGAGGCAAACACGUACACAUGUACACCCUCAUCACACACAGGAUUAACCAACCCUUACCGCCUUUUCCCCAAGAAAACCCCAGCCUUGAUACAUCCCUGGAUGUGUGGGAGAAAGAUGGAUAAUCAGAUAGGUAGACAGUAACCCUCACGUCUUCAUUAUUGGCCCAUCCUCCUCCUCCUGACCUCAAAGAGCAAGACUCAGAUAUCCAGACCUCUGGAUUUAUGGAUUUAAGACACCUGAAUAGGCUGUGGAUUCCUACAGCACCUGGACAGAGUCUGCAAACACAGUACCACAUUACAUUUGACUGCGUCGUGCGGAUAUCCACACUGAUAGACCUCUGGAACAGAUGAACAUCCUAAUUCUCUCUACAUCCACAAACUCCAGAUUUGCCUUUUCUCAUCACCACCUUCCCCCAGACAUCAUUUCUGAAUUCCUGCCAUUUUUUUUUACAGUGGAGACAGCUUGAUGGAUGUGACCAUCACAUCUUUUUUUUACCGUCAUCCUCCUAACAUUGCUUCAUGUUCAUCAUCAUGAUGACAGACAGGAAUAGAUACACAGAUUUACAUCUAUUAACCAUGCUGGCACUUGUGAGGUACAGAUAAAUUGCUAGCAAUGUUACUACACUAGUGUUAGGUAGCUAUAAACUAUUGUUUUUUUGACAGCAAAUACAUCCAAAUACAUUAAACAUCAACAUGGCAAGCUAUGGGCAAGCUUACAAUAAUGUAAUGGAAAUACUUUGUGAAGAUGAAAGGCUAGCAGAUGUUUUCUUGCUAAGCCCUGUGUAUCUGUGUAGGAGAGGUCUCGGAUGGUCAGAUGAAGUGAAGAAAGGAAGUUUAAGUAGGAAGUAGGAAUGGUGGGAAGAAAGGUGAGAUUUGGAGGAAUGAGUUGAAUGAGGAGAUUGGAUAAAUGGAGGGAGAUGCUACGAUUGGAAUUCCCUGUUCACAAGACUAAAGGGAAUUUCACAAAACAAGAAUGUAUGUAUAAUGCUAUAUAAAUAUAAGUGAUACAUAUAAGCUGAUAUAUAUAAAUAUAUAUAUAGAUAUAUUUAAGAGAGCAAAACAUGGUUGCUUCCAUGGAAGCAAAUAGUUCUGAGUGUUGUACAAUGUAGAGGAUUUGGAAGCCCCUCCUCAGUUGAGUGUGUAUGUGUAAUCUUUCAGAAGACAAAUGUAUACACACAUAAGAAAGCGCUGAGAAGUGUGUGAGGAGUCCUUCUAUUUUUGUGAUGUGUGUACAGUAUAUGAGAAUAUUGAUGGACCACAAGGGGGUGCAUGAACAGGCUCUGACAGAGGGUUUAAUGCAGGGAAGCACUUCUCUGUUGGAUUUUGCCGUUAUUGGACCUGUGAAGUUUGUUGAAUGACAUACGCAAAUACAACGUCAUGUUUCAUGGAUAGUGAUUAUCCAAAAAAAUAUUUGUUCGGCUGGUUAGAUUGCUGCUAAGACAGUUAGAGCUAGAUAGUUGGAUAUGAGCCAACUACCGGCUGUUGCCUCAGGGAAAAGUUUGUCUGAUGAUAUUGUGUACUUGGUGUUUACGGUGUGUGUGGCGUACGCUUACAAUCAUGAGACAGAGAUUGUUUUUGAAGCUCUAGGCAUCACUGUGAUUUCUAAUCAUACUAAAUAACAGCAUAAGUAAGCUACAAAUGAAUCUUUUUAAAAUGAUUACUACAAGAUUGUCAUUCCUAAGCUUCUGUACAAAAAAGAAAAACUCUUAUGGUUUGCAUUGUCCUACAAUGCAUUACAGAUCAUUAAAGUUAAAGAUGACAUACCCAUUAAAUGGCUACAUUUAAAAAUACAGUCAUCUGGAUUAAAACAUUGCUUGAUUAAUCUCAGCCUUAAAUUUAGUUUAUUUGUAUUUUUCAGGGCAAAGUGAAUAUUCUACAGACAGUAGCAAUAUACAGUAGUUGAACAAUGUAUAACCUAUAUGGUGUUUUUGGAAUUAAAUCCCUUUGAUGCUCUUAAGAGUGGGACAGAGUUAUUAAACAUAAGAAAGAACUUUUUUAUAUUAAAUAUAAAAUCAAGCCUCAUACCGUUUUGUCACAUGUAUAUCAUUUCAACACCAGCCGCAUAAGCGAGGUUUAGGAUGUUACUUUUCAACAUCACUACAUUUCAUAUCAUGUUUCUGCUGACACGGUGCAUGCUCUCCCCUCAUGCAGGCCUGGAUCACCCCCUUGUGGACAAACUUUGUAAAUACCACUUGCUAAGUCUGUACAUAGUUAGAGAUUAAUGUAGGCAAAAUACUAAGAGAAUUCAAUUGUUGAUGGCAAAAUGCUCUGGAGAUACAGCACUAUAUGCAAUUAGGAGAUGGACUCUUAUGUUGUAUUCAACUAGAAUGUACAGAGGUGGCAAUCCUGGUGAAGUUACUGAGUUGUUUCAAGGGGCACUGAGGAAAACUGUCAGACUUGGGUUUGACCAGCAUGGCUUUUUGCAAGCUGAUAUUUUUGACUGAAAGUGUUGGUUGCCAAUAUUCACAAAUUCAAAAUAGACCAAUCAUCAUAUCAAUAAAAUACUGGUAUUUGGUAUAUCACAGACAGGUUUCACAGCACCUUGGUCAUGGCAAACUGGCCAAUAUAGUCCCCAAUGAUGGACCAGCAUUGGUCCAGCCCUGUUUUGGAUGAUGCUGUAACUGAAAUUAACAUUGGUGCAAUGACUCAGAAACCUAAUGUGUUAAAAUUGCAAAGGCUUCAUGUGAUUGAACAUUCCCAGUGGUGAUUGUGUUGAGCAUUCCAACUGACUGAGUGUCAUGCACCAUCUACACAUGAAACUCAGUGUGAACAUCCUUAACUCUGGCAGCCUUUUAAAUGCACCCAGCAACUCAGUAUGUUACCACAGGAAGUGUCCUCUCUGUCCAUUCCAAGCUUAUGGAUGUACGUCUUUUCUCUCUCUCUCUCUCUCUCUUUCUAAAGUCAAUCGAUAAGCUUUUGACAAUUAUACAGUAUAUCCAUAAUAUUUUCAUUUUGGUGAAAAUCUUUUUUUCCCUCUGUUUUCUUUUGUUCUUUUCACGAUUGUCAAUUUUAAUGUAUGUCAGAGUUUGGUGUCUAGCUAGUGCUUGGCUUGCUACGCUGGGACACCGUUUUAAUGAAGCAGAGAUGAGCAAAGUGAACUCCUGGAGCCUUUUCCAAGUGCAAAUGAACAAGCUCUCCUUCCCUUGUUCCCUUGAUCUCAACCCAGUGUACACGGAAUAGCCCUUUUGAUGUGGCUUUACCCUCUUGUUUGGACAAGGAAUGGACACUCAUUCUCCUUUCUUUUCCCUAAUGGAAUGUCAAAAGACUUGUCAGUGCAGCCAUGUUAUACCUGGAUCUGUAACCUGAGGGGAAGGAAUAUGAAGCUAAAUCUUUGUUAAUGGAAAGGCAGUCCCCAGCUCUGUAUUUAGAAAAAGAUACAUCUGCUUUUCCAGAAGCAAGAUGUCCAACACAAUCAAGUGAUCAUGAACUAACACUGCCUCAACUGACUGACAGGAUUUAGCCAGUGGCAAAUUGUCGCAGCAACAGCAUGGGCGUGCCUCUUCAUUCAUCACCCAACCAUCUAACCGCCUCUUCUUCUGCAAUAGCCAAUUACAGCAGGAUUUGCUCUUCAUAGCUUUAACUCGGCAGCCAGCCAGGCUCUGCUUUUGGAAAACUGUGGUGCACCAAGGGCUGAUGGGAGUCUGAGAUUUAGCGGAACAGCUGCUGUGGAACUGGACAGUAGAUGAUGCAUGACAACGCUGAAAUGGCUCCUUUGUCCUGUUUUACCCAGAGAACCUUUGGAUUGGACAUCCAGAGGACUGUGUAGAAUCUGUAUAGAAGAUUGUUGGAGGUAAAGUAUUUCUAAAAUGAGAAUCUCCACAGGCAGAUGUAGUGACACGCUGUACAGACAGAGUGCGCAGUCACUGACAAGGUGUCGCCUCCUAAACCCAAAGUGUGACAUUAUCUUUCUCACUACUCUGUCUCACAUCGCAGCUCUUGAAAUUUUUUAAAGAAUAGUAGUUAAAUAAGAUAAAAAAAAUGGACUUUUUACACACAACAUCAACACCUACAUUAUCUGUUUGAAAGGGAAUGCAGGAGUGGGUGACGGGGUGAGAGUCUGCUCAGUUUUAAGGGUUCUGAGACAUCACCUAUGUAACUGCUCUGAUGAUGGACAUUUUGUUGAUUUUCCUCUGUGGAUAAUUUUCUGUUUCCAUUAUUAAUGGUUAAGUUUUAGGUUGUACAUGGAGAAUGUUAUGCCCAAAAAACAGAUCUAGCUUACCAUUUUUACUGUAAUGGUUAACACGAGGACCGUAGCUGAUCCUAGAAGCCAUUAGCACUCAAAUGGACCCAAACAACACUGAAGUCUCUCUCCCUCUUACCCCUCCUCCCCUCAACCCAGGUCAGCAGCUGCACCUCAGUAGCCUUACUUACAGAAACCUCACUCAGCUGGAAACAUUAAACAGAUACCUCAACAAUUUACAAAAUGACUUUUUACAAUAGCUUUUAAGGGAACCAAACAUAAACUCAUAGCGCACACAUACACUCAGACACACUACAACUCUCUCCUCAAUCUUUGCAGUAUUUUUUACAUCUUUUACAUCAAUCCCUACAGUGAACUAGUUGCCAGUUGUUGUAUGAAGAAGAUUGUCCAGUAGACUCCUCUUGCCAGUAGACCAGUUAGUAUACGAGUGGAUCCCAAUGUUUCUAAAUGUUAACUGUCACUCUCCUGUUUUUCUGCUUCACUCACUUGAAACCUCAUCUCUGCCUCAUUCUGUCUCUUCUGUUUUUCUUGUCUCUACAAACAGAUGACGUGCCGCUAAGCUUUGGCACUGCGUUUAACCAAACAUACUACCUCUCCCUCCCACACACACACACACACACACACAUAUAUAUAUAUAUAUAUAUAUAUAUAUAUAUAUAUAUGUAUGUAUGUAUGUAUGUAUGUGUGUGUGUGUGUGUGUGUGUGUGUGUGUGUGUAUAUAUAUAUAUAUAUAUAUAUAUAUAUAUAUAUAUAUAUAUAUAUAUAUAUAUAUAUAUAUAUAUAUAUAGUCUCAGCAUGAUUUUGUUUAUUAUAAAGCAGUUGUUUUUAUUUUAACACUAAUUUAGAAGGGUUUUGUGUAUAUGUACAGUAUAUUCCUUUUUAUCUCUUUUCUCUUUUCAAAUGCUGGAUGAUUUUUUACCUCAAAUCUCAAUAUAAGCCUACAAAUCUCAAAGUCAGUAAAUCAGAGGCCUCUUAAGCAUCACCUUGCCACUAGAGUGUUUAAAUGCAUAUUCAAAACUUUUCAUUGAAGCAAGGCUACCUUCACAUAGCAGCUCAAAGUGUCCACAUUCUUUCCAUCCUUUUAUAUAUGAGACAGAUGUGAUAUUUUCUAACUGAAUUAAUUUGUUUAAAAUCCAUCUGGACAACAUGGAUCUGUGGAACCACGACACAAGUUAACCAUGUAUGCCAGAUCAGCUAACUAUUCCUUUAAAUAGCAAACCAAAAAAACAAUCUUCAUCAAAGCAGACUUUUUAAAAAAGGAUUUAAAGAGACAGUCAUCAUUUAAAGGGUAUAAUAAGGGAUCUAAGGCAAAGCAGACUUGAGCUUGGGUUGUUCAGGCAGGCUAAUUCAGAGCAUGCCAGGACGGAGCUGAAACCUGCUAUGUGAAUGUAUCAUAAAACCUCAGUGGUGGUAAGUCGAUGUGGAUCUGCUCAUCAGUGCACACUUCAGAGGCAGCAGUACACCAAGAGAAUUUGGACUCUACUUUGAUGCUACUAAACUAACAGGUGUUGAUGUACUAAAAUGCCACCUGAUUUGGCCAGAAGACAUUGUGUUUGUCUGAUGGGACUGCACGGAGUUGCCAGUUGUUCUCUGGGCUUUUUUGUUGAGUUCAAAGUGCCGGAUUGAUGCUGCUCAGUUGAAAACCUCUCCAUCAGAGUUGUGUGAGUGCUUUCAGCUUUAUACAACUGUUCAGAGACAAGAAGCGGAGGUCCUGGCAUUGAUUCAUGCUGACUCAAACAAAGGGAGUGGUAGUUUGACUUUGAUAACUGCUCUGUCCUAACAUCUAAAAGGUAAAAAGCAGUGGCUGUGGUCUGGACAUGGCACCGAAUGCAGUGCUGUCUCUCAGUCAGCUUUGCUUUUGAAUCACAGGUUUCACCUGUGUGUUUCUCUGUAGCUUUCCUUAAGGUCUGAUAAGGGUUUGUAACAUUGGGAUCCCAUUUUAGAUGUUCUAGAUACAAAUAGCGCCUACUUUUUGUCUGCUCAGCAGCCAGCCGAGGCUCACAUACCCGCUCUAGCCCAACCUCAGCACUCUGCCUUCCUCUAACCCCCGCUAACUCUGGGUCUGAAUCCUUUGUUGCUGCUCUCACUCAGUUUUCAGAUAAACAGGCCUUCAAAAUAUAUGCUGUGAAUAACACACCAAGCCUUUAGUGAUCACUCUUUGUAUUAUAUUGACUAAUGAAUCACAUUUCAGCUCACAGCAUGUGGAAGUUAAGGCUCUUCUAAGGUUCAUUUAUUACCAUCAGCUGCUGUUGAUGGAAAGCUAUGAAAAUUCGCAGAUUAAUUCAGUUUAAAAUGUUUCAUAUUUAACGAUAUAAUUGUGCAUCAGGAUAGUAUCUGAUUCAUGGCCUUUUGGGAAAAGGAUGAAACCAAAAAGUGACACCCAAUUCACUAAUUUGGCAAAAAAAGUCCUUUGAAACAGAUGCUUAUUUUCUGAUUAAAUGUUAACACUGAAAUCAGUUGUUUUAUGAAAAAAAUGAAAUUCAACAGACUAAAAUUAGAAUUUUAGGUGUUUUGUUGACAGAUUUUUGAAUAGAUCUCAGUUUGGAGUUAAGGUCUCCUUCUGAAUGAUUGAACCUGAGGAGAGCAGGUAGAUAGAAAGUCGGUUUUUCUACUGUCGUAACAGAUGGAUGAUUGUCACUCAAGGCAAAUUGUCAUCUGUUGCUGUGAUUGCGUUUCUCUGCUACCUCUUUAAAUAUGCGCUUGCUCAUACACACGUGCACUUAAACAGCUGCACUCACAAACAUGCACUCAUACGGACUGACUGAAAAAGACAGACACUAAACACAGCACACAACACACACACUCAGACACACACACACACACACACACACACACACACACACAGACAACGCACACUUGUGUGCACUUCUUUCUCCCUCACCAGCAGUUUUUGCCAAUGAUGCACUUGUGUUUUUGUCUCUAAAUGCUCUGCAAAAUGUGUGAUGUCGAAAAAUGAUUUGUUGUCAUCAUCUUUUUUUCUUCUUUUUUUAAAAACUCUAAUCUCUAUAGUAAGAUCUGGACUAGCCAGGUGAUUAGAGAUAAAUUGAACAUUAAUUCAUUCAGUACAUAUACAAAGCUUCAUGUCUAAAAAGAAAAAAAAACAUAAAUGCACAUAUUGCUCAGCUCAGUUGUACCUUGGUGUGCCUAGAACCCACAGCCUUAUUUUGGGACAAUAUCAGGGGUUUAAACCAGAAUACAGGACGAUCUGUCUUUGUAUUACUGAUGUUAAGACAGUUUCAUCAAGUUUUAGUAGCUGUUUUUCCUCUCUUCAUAUCCACACAUUUGUUAGUUUCUUCAAUUGUUGUGUCAGGUGUAUGAGUCAACAGUAGCUCGCUCGUGGGAGGUGCAUGUGACAAGGACGUGCUACGUCAGUGUUUCUCUGCUGGUUGUUCUUUUGUUUCAUUCAGUAUUUCUAUUUAUUUCCCUUGACUGGUUUUUCAGUGACAUUUGGUUCUUGUAAAGCCUACCUGGUUGCUAAAAAUCAUAUGUGUCAAAUAAAAAUCUCACUCAUUGUGCUGAUGCAACAGAGUCUAAUGAAAUUUAUUGAUUUAUUUAAUUUGACUUAAUUUAAUCUUGUUUUUAAGAAUGCCCAGCAGACUGUGACCUCCCAUGGCAUGACCUAUUCUCAUCAUUAGGACGACAAAAAAAAGUUAAAUCAUAGUUGAGCUCAGUAGAGUCCCAAGAUAAGUACUUUUACCCUCACACAUGCACACCACAUUGCAGUAAAACUCACCAGACCUCAGUGCUUCUAGCAGAAAAUCGUCUUUUCAACAUAUACAGUUGCCAUGGCAUCGCUGUUGAUGGCAUCAUCAAUAGCCCUAUACAAAAAGAAAUAGUGUUAUACAUACAGUACCUUAACCAAUGUCUGUCUUUGUGGUUAAAAAUCACCGCCUGUUUUUUGUGUUGCUCUUUUCUUUUUGCUCUUCUUCUCUUUGAAGUUGAUCCAUUGUACUUUGAUUACAUGCAUUGUAUGUAGUAAAAUACUGAUAAUGUUUUGGGGAAAUCACAAAUAAAACAGCUGUACAUAAUGAUGCAAAACA
Lates calcarifer (barramundi perch) is the source of this 9867-nucleotide messenger RNA. RefSeq names its product vitamin D3 receptor A. The transcript is spliced from 9 exons. The record is from RefSeq and is a predicted model, not a curated record. Lineage: Eukaryota; Metazoa; Chordata; Actinopteri; Centropomidae. Gene Ontology annotation, biological process: negative regulation of transcription by RNA polymerase II; positive regulation of transcription by RNA polymerase II; cell differentiation. The coding region runs from base 357 to 1619 and encodes 420 amino acids. Gene Ontology annotation, cellular component: nucleus. Gene Ontology annotation, molecular function: vitamin D response element binding; zinc ion binding; nuclear receptor activity.